Rotaria sp. Silwood1 is the source of this 513-nucleotide messenger RNA. NCBI's taxonomy places the organism in Eukaryota, Metazoa, Rotifera, Eurotatoria, Philodinida, Philodinidae. The record is from the annotation of a GenBank genome assembly.
AUGACACCUGAACAAGUUAAAUUUGCACAACGAAUACCCAUUGCACCUAUUAAAAACAUUACACCUGGUUAUGAUCAUUUAACACGAAAAUCAAAUUUAGCCUUUUUAUUUGCAUAUGAAAACUAUUUAAAUGAUUUUGAAUGGUUUGUCAAAGCAGAUGAUGAUACAUAUUUGAUUGUUGAACAUUUAAAAACAUUUUUAAGUAAACAGAAUCCAUCAAAACCUGUUACUUUUGGAUAUACUUAUCGGGUAAUUAUGUGUGAUCUAUUUAUCUAUUGUGCUCUCUAAAAAAAAAGGAGCUUUGCCGAACCCCUCGAAAAGGUUCUGUAGAUUUCUAAAAGCAUCCAAAUGUGUCCAAAGUCUCAAAAAAAGGAUAAAAAAUUCGACAGAACCUUUUGUUGGUUCUGUGGAGUACCCACUAGCAGAACUAUGCCCUACGAAACCUUUUUUUAAGUUCUGUACAGCAAAAAAAGCUGUUAGCGCAAUCCCUUACGGAAUUAAAAUGUGAAACAC